Rhinolophus ferrumequinum (greater horseshoe bat) is the source of this 1661-nucleotide messenger RNA. RefSeq names its product cilia and flagella associated protein 298 (gene CFAP298). Gene Ontology annotation, biological process: regulation of cilium movement. The record is from RefSeq and is a predicted model, not a curated record. NCBI's taxonomy places the organism in Eukaryota, Metazoa, Chordata, Mammalia, Chiroptera, Rhinolophidae.
GUUUGGGGAAGUGGAGACGCGGCGGCGGAGACACUGCUGCGGGGCUCGGCGUUUGUGGGUGCUCAGCACCGCCCCCAUUCCCCACCUAGCAGCCUCCCUCCCAGCCCACCCAUCUCGCCAGGGUGGAAUCUCGGGCCCCAGGCGAGUGGACUGGGCGUUCCGCGCUCCUCUCCGACGGCUUGAUCUGUGUUUGAGGGUUGCCUGGACAACAGUUACUUCCGGGAGGGGCUGGCCGUAUCCGGCUGGGUAGCCGCGGGCCCGGACAAGCCGGCCUCUCUGACUGUGUGGAUUGUUGGGGGGCAGAACCUACUCCCGGGCGUGGAUUGCCGGCUCUCCGCGCACCAUAGCUUCCCCACUGUCGGAUUUAGACUUUGAUCUGGUGGCUCCUCAGAAUCCGUGUUUCUUUGUUGCUCUUGGAAACAGUCACUUCCGGAAGCGAGUGCCGUUUCCCCCUCGCACCGCAGGCGCAGGAGCCGUGGGUUCCGGCUUCUAACCAGCGGUUAGUCAGUUGUGGCUGCUCGCCCCCUGGGUUUCUGCGGGCCGCGCAUCCCGGGCCUUCUCGCCGCCUCGGCGGGACCUCUGGUGUCGCCAUGGUUCUGCUGCACGUGAAGCGGGGAGACGAGAGCCAGUUCUUGAUGCAGGCGCCGGGGAACACGGAGCUGGAGGAGCUCACGGUGCAGGUGACCCGGGUCUACAACGCGCGGCUCAAGGUGCAGCGCGUCUGCUCAGAAAUGGAAGAACUGGCAGAACAUGGCAUAUUCUCCCCUCCUAAUAUGCAAGGACUGACUGAUGACCAGAUCGAAGAAUUGAAAUUAAGGGAUGAAUGGGGUGAAAAGUGGCCCAGUGGAGGGUCACUGUUUAAAAAGGAUGAUAUUGGACGAAGGAAUGGGCAAGCUCCAAAUGAAAAAAUGAAGCAAGUUUUAAAGAAGACUAUAGAAGAAGCCAAAGCAAUAAUAUCUAAGAAACAAGUGGAAGCCAGUGUCUGUGUUACCAUGGAGAUGGUGAAAGAUGCCCUGGACCAGCUUCGAGGGGCGGUGAUGAUCGUUUAUCCCAUGGGCUUGCCGCCGUACGACCCCAUCCGGAUGGAAUUUGAAAAUAAAGAGGACUUGUCGGGUACUCAGGCAGAACUCAAUGUCAUUGAAGAAUCACAGGCACAACUGUGGUGGGCAGCCAAGGAGUUAAGAAGAACAAAGAAGCUUUCAGACUAUGUGGGCAAAAAUGAAAAAACCAAAAUCAUCGUCAAAAUUCAGCAAAGGGGACAAGGGGCUCCAGCCCGAGAACCUAUCAUCAGCAAUGAGGAGCAGAAGCAGCUGAUGCUGUAUUAUCACAGAAGACAAGAGGAACUCAAGAAACUGGAAGAAAAUGAUGACGACUCCUGUUUAAAUUCUCCAUGGGCAGAUAACACUGCUUUGAAAAGACAUUUUCAUGGAGUAAAGACAUAAAGUGGAGACCAAGAUGAAGUUCACCAGUUGAUGAAGCUUUCAAAAAUAAUUGUUCACCUCUUUUUAGGCAAAAUAAUAACAACAACUAGCAAGGAUGCUCACAACCCUCUGUGGAACAUGUUGAAACUUCUAGUUUUCCUAGUUUUUCUUUUAGUUUGAAUUAAAGGUUGUAGAACUUAACAAAUACAUCCUCAAAAAAUAUGCCUGCGUCGCCAAUCA